AACAACAACACUUACACCAACAACAACAGACACCACAAAAACAAACACACCAACAACAACAGCUCAUCAACCAUGAAUCGUCUACGAGCAACAUUUACGCGAUCGCGCACACCAACGGGCGCUGAAAUGAAGAUGCAGAACAGUUUGGAGGUGCCCAAGCAGGUGCGCUCCGCUUCGUUUGAUGAAAUGCAGCUGAACACUCAGCGCGGCGGCUCGUCGUCGCAUCUGUUGAAGCAGCAGUCGUCGUCAUCGGCGGAUGAACGCUCCUCGGAGCGCGGAUUCCUGCAGGUGCCGCAGGUUGCGCAUGCUCAGCGUUCGCACAGCUUCGACUCGGCGGCGGCGUCACUGGCCAGCGAUGAUUCUGGCGCCUGCUUGGAGGUGCCGCGUGGCAUGAAGGUGACAUUCGGUGGCAUUCGUCGCAGUUCGUCAACGAGCAGCAAGACACCGCCGCCCUGCGUCCACUGCUACUAUGUGGAGCUGUACGAGAAGCAGAUGACCGCCGAGCAGCGCUUCUUCAUCGAUCAUCGCGAGCUAACUACGCUCAGCUACAGCUAUACAAACUCAGAUUGCAGCGAUGAUGAUGAUGAUGACGCUGACGACAACGACGAUGACGAUGAUAUGGGCGGAGGCGCAUGCGGCGGCCGCGAUGAUGAUGAUGAUCCCACAGCUACGGCUGUGGUCAUUAUAGCGGACGAUGCCAGCAGUGAGGGCGAAGCUUGUGGUGGCGCUGAGCUGGACGAUGAUGCGGCCGUAGAGUGUGACAUACGCAUGUCCAACCUGAGCAUGGGCAGCAGCAUUGAGGAGUCGCGCGCUUGCUUGCCGCAUCAGAUGCGUCGCCAUACCAUUGGCAGCUCUGUUCCGACCUCCGAAGAUGAGGGCGUCGAGGGCUCCGACAAUGGCUCGCCUCACUUUGGCAACAUGCUGCUGCCGCCGACACCAUGUGGCAUCACCUUCACACUAUCACCCACAAACGGCGACUAUCCACCAUUUCCAAUAUACGGAUUUCCCAUAGAUCCCGGCGAACCGCCGCCUCCUCACUCGCCAGCCAUACGCAGCAGUCCAACGCUGGAGCUGCCCUGCUUUAGCGGCCAUGCUGCUGCGCUUGCUGCAGCGGAUGCUGCAGAUGCUGGCGCCGCCAUGGGCAUGCCACAGCGGCCACGUCGUCGCUCCAUUUCGCGACAGGAGGCCAUCUUUGUGGAGCCCACUGGCAACUCGCUGGAGAAUGUUUCCCACGAGGAAGUCAAUCGCAUGGCCCAGUUAUCCGUCGAUUCCAUCGAUGAAGCCUCCACCAUGGCCACUUGUGGCUCACCAACCGCCAUGAAUGCUUUAGCCGCUGGUGCUGCCGCUGCUUUUGUGGUGAGUGAUAUCUAUUUGGCCGUGCCGGAUCUGCGACGCGAUCGCGCCGCUUCCGUCGACUCUUGCUUCACCAAGCUGCCGUCUGGCAAUAAGACCGAGGAGCUUGAGCUUCAACCCUCCGUCGAUGGCUGCUUCUUGACUGUGCCCAACAUCAAUGCGAUUCGCUCCCGCUCCGUGGACAUCGUUCUGCCCACGGAUGAGCAGGCCCGUUAUAAGGCACUGGCUUUGACAGAUGGACGCACGGCAUCAUCGAGUAAUCUUCGCAGACCGAUACGCAUUGUUCCCGAUUGGACAGAAAAUGCCGUUCAGGGUGAACAUUACUGGAAGUCGACCGCUGUUUCGGGCGAUCUCUGCUGUCUCAAUGAGGAGUGUCUCAAGAGUGGUCAGCGUAUGAAAUGCUCCGCUUGUCAGCUGGUGGCACAUUCGACUUGCAUUCCAUUCGUCCAGGAGAAACCGACACUUGCCUGUAAGCCAACAUAUCGCGAUGUGGGCAUACGGCAGUAUCGCGAGCAGACCACCACCCAUCACCAUUGGGUGCAUCGCAAGAUGGAGAAGGGGAAGUGCAAGCAGUGCGGCAAGUGCUUAUCUUUGCAGGCCGUUCAGAGUAAAAUAUUCGGCUCGAAGGAGAUUGUCGCCUUGGCCUGCGCCUGGUGCAACGAGAUCUAUCACAACAAAGAGACUUGCUUCAAUCCGGCCAAAAUAGGCGAGGAGUGCCGCUUGGGCAACUAUGCACCGAUUAUUGUGCCGCCCUCGUGGAUCGUCAAGCUGCCCAGCAAGGGACACUUCAAGUCAUCAAUACGCGUUAACCGCAAGAAUAGCGGUGGCGGUGCUGCCGGCGGCGCUGCUGCGAUCGCUGGUGGUGUUUCCGUCGGCGCUACCGGCAACAAGCCGAAGAAGCCAACACAGAAGCGUCCAAAGGGCAAAGAUGAGAAAAAGGAGCCACGUGCUUUUAUAGUCAAACCCAUUCCAUCGCCCGAUGUAAUACCCGUGAUUGUCUUUAUCAAUCCCAAGUCGGGCGGCAAUCAAGGCGUCAAGCUGCUCGGCAAAUUCCAACAGUUGCUCAAUCCGCGUCAAGUGUUUGAUCUCACCCAAGGCGGUCCCAAAAUGGGCUUGGACAUGUUCCGUAAGGCGCCGAAUCUGCGUGUGCUGGCCUGUGGUGGCGAUGGCACUGUGGGUUGGGUUCUAUCCGUGUUGGAUCAGAUGCAACCGCCGCUAGUGCCGCAGCCUCCCGUUGGUGUUCUACCUCUCGGCACUGGCAAUGAUCUGGCUCGCUCGCUCGGUUGGGGAGGCGGCUACACUGAUGAGCCCAUUGGCAAGAUUCUACGCGAGGUUGGCAUGUCCCAGAGCGUCUCCAUGGACCGUUGGGAAGUGCGCGUCACCCCCAAUGAUGAGGUCACCGACGAUCAUGUCGAUCGUAGCAAGACCAAUGUCCCAACGAACGUCAUUAACAACUAUUUUAGUUUUGGCGUCGAUGCUCACAUUGCUCUGGAAUUCCACGAAGCUCGCGAAGCUCAUCCGGAGCGUUUCAAUUCACGAUUACGUAACAAAAUGUACUACGGACAGAUGGGUGGGAAGGAUCUCAUUCUACGUCAGUAUCGCAACCUUUCUCAGUGGGUUUCACUUGAAUGCGAUGGAACUGACUAUACCAAUCGGCUACGCGAUGCCGGUUGCCAUGCCGUGCUCUUCCUCAACAUACCGAGCUACGGCGGAGGCACACAUCCGUGGAACGUUUCGUAUGGCAAGCCAACCAUUGACGAUGGUCUCAUGGAGGUUGUCGGCUUGACCACUUAUCAGUUGCCCAUGCUACAGGCGGGCAUGCAUGGCACUUCCAUUUGCCAGUGCAAAAAGGCACGAAUUAUAACCAGACGUACUUUACCCAUGCAAGUGGAUGGCGAGGCUUGUCGUGUGAAGCCUUCAAUUGUCGAAAUUGAGUUACUCAACCAGGCGAUUAUGCUAUCCAAAAGCAAACCGGGACGUGGGAAUGUCCAUGUUCACCCUUUGGAGAAACUGCAGCUCUCAAUCUUGCGCGUGACGAUGCUGCAGUAUGAACAAUAUCACUACGAUAAGGAAAUGCUGCGCAAGUUAGCCAACAAGCUUGGCACGCUUGAAGUCGAGUCUCAAAGCGACUUGGAGCAUGUCAGGCAUUUGUUGAACAUGAAGUUCGAUGAGUCCAUCUCUUAUCCGAAGGUCUCACAGGACUGGUGUUUUAUAGAUUCUUGUACGGCUGAGCAUUAUUUCCGAAUAGACCGUGCCCAAGAGCACUUACACUAUAUUUACGACAUAGCUGUUGAUGAGCUAUACAUACUUGAUCAUGAAGCCGCAACCAUGCCCCAAACACCGGAUCAGGAGCGCUCAUUCGCUGCUUACUCGCAGCGACAGGCACAGAGCGAGCGACGCCAGAUGGAUCAGGCCCAGGGCAAUGGCAGCACGGAUGAGGACUUGCAAAUUGGCAAGCCCAUUAAAGUGAUGAAGUGGAAGAGCAACAAAGAUCGUUUAUUCAGUUUCAACGAAGAUGUUUUUGGUUAUGGAUUCAGCCCAAUACUGGAGCAGACUUCAGAUGCCGUACUAUUAGCAGCCCAGAGCGGCGAUCUAAUGAUGUUCCGUGCACUACAUGAACAAGGAUAUUCAUUACAAUCAGUGAACCGGAGCGGGCAGACAGCACUACACUUUGCAGUUAAAUACAAUCAUAAGGAAAUUGUCAGAUAUAUCAUCUCAAGCGCCACCAAGCGCGUCAUCAACAUGCAGGAAAAAGAAAGCGGCCAGACGGCCUUGCAUAUUGCCGCGGAGCAGAAUCAACGUGACAUUUGUGUUAUGCUGGUGGCAGCCGGCGCCAAUUUGCAGGCACGUGAUGUUGGUGGCAACACCGCCAUGAUGGCGGCCUUCAACAAAAAUGCCACCGAGAUAGCCACCUAUUUGGAAAGUAAGGAAUGAAAUCGAAAUCGAAAUCGAAAGCUCAUCCAAUCAUCAAGCAACCUGUUGUGCUAUUUGCCUUGCCCCCGCCUUUAUGUAAAAUCAUCAAACCACCGGACUUACAAAAAAAAAAUAAACAAGUAAAAGACGUUAAACUUGACAUAAAUAUAAAAAAUGAAACAAGCAUUAGCUCGGCUAAAAGUUGUAGUUACGUUAGUUAAUUAACAAAACUUAAAAGAAAAUGUUUUCCUCUUUAUUUUGCUGCCCGUUUUGAAUGGAAAACAAAAAAAAAUUACACUUUAAUGUAAACAUUCCAAC
Messenger RNA from Drosophila busckii, 4584 nucleotides. Its product is annotated as eye-specific diacylglycerol kinase. Gene Ontology annotation, biological process: lipid phosphorylation; diacylglycerol metabolic process; intracellular signal transduction. The coding region runs from base 73 to 4287 and encodes 1404 amino acids. The transcript is spliced from 16 exons. Gene Ontology annotation, molecular function: ATP-dependent diacylglycerol kinase activity; protein binding. Lineage: Eukaryota; Metazoa; Arthropoda; Insecta; Diptera; Drosophilidae. The record is from RefSeq and is a predicted model, not a curated record.